Sorghum bicolor (sorghum) is the source of this 2050-nucleotide messenger RNA. Its product is annotated as polygalacturonase At1g48100. Gene Ontology annotation, molecular function: polygalacturonase activity. The record is from RefSeq and is a predicted model, not a curated record. Lineage: Eukaryota; Viridiplantae; Streptophyta; Magnoliopsida; Poales; Poaceae. Gene Ontology annotation, biological process: carbohydrate metabolic process. The transcript is spliced from 6 exons. Bases 329 to 1933 code for a protein of 534 amino acids.
AUGUCGUCGUCGUCGGCAUGUCGCUGACAAUUUAGUGAACAAACUAGAUUUCAGUAUUUGCGUAUCAGCUAGCUGACGGUAAAAGAUAGUAGUAGCAAUGUACUAGUACGUAGCCUUCUUUUCUUUGGUUGUUCCACUGCAGUACCAGUACUUGGUCUCGUUGUCGUAUUCAAAACCAAACUUCGAAAUCGGUACUUAUUAGCAACAGCGAGCAAUUCCUGUAGACGGGACGGGGGCCAAUCCACACUAACAUACUUCUUCUACAUUCUAAUUCUACUACAUAAUACACAGACAUCGCGCUUCCCAUUGCCAUUUCCACUGGUCCUCGAUGAUGAGGCCGGCGCCGGAGACAAGCACGCGGCCGCAGCUGCGUCGUCGUCGUCGUCCUCGUCCAGUGCCAUUGGUGACGGUGGUCGUGUCCGUGGCGCUCGUCUCGCUACUGUGCCUCCCUGUCGCCGCGGACGCAAGCAGAGCGCUGCACCACAACAACCGGGAGCAGCACCGGGGGCACCAGAACCACCGUACGACGGAGAACAAGAAGAACAGCCACGUCUCGCUCCCUCCCGACGCCGACGGCGGCGAUUCUCCGCCCGAGCCUCCGGAAGCUGACGGCGGUGCGCCGCCGCCGCCGCUCCCGCCACCGCCUCCCGAGGGCGACGACGACUGCGGCGACGUGUUCGACGUCAGGGCGUUCGGCGCGUCGGGCGGCGACGGUGGCUCGUGCGGCGACGACGACACGCCCGCGUUCCGCGCGGCGUGGAAGGCGGCGUGCUCCUCCGACUCCGCCACGGCCACGCUGCUCGUGCCGUCCGACGGCGUGUUCACCAUCACCUCCACCAUCUUCUCCGGGCCGUGCAAGCCCGACCUCACCUUCCAAAUCGACGGCGUCCUGAUGCCGCCCGACGGGCCGGCGAGCUGGCCGGCGACCGACAGCCGGAAACAGUGGAUCGUCUUCUACAAGGCCGACCGCUUGACGCUGGCGGGGGAAGGCACCAUCGAAGGCAACGGUGAGGAGUGGUGGGAUCUCCCGUGCAAACCUCACAGGGUACUCCUACUCCUCUCUUCCGCUCCGCGCUGCAUUAGGUCCAAACGGAUCGACGCUGCCCGGACCUUGCGACAGCCCUGCGCUCAUACGAUUCUUCUUGAGCAACGACGUGACGGUGUGCGGCCUGCGGAUCGAGAACAGCCCGCAGUUCCACCUCAGGUUCGACGACUGCGAGCGCGUGCGCGUCGACGGCCUCUUCGUCAGCUCGCCGGCGUCCAGCCCCAACACGGACGGCGUCCACGUCGAGAACACCACGUCCGUCCAGAUCCUCAACUCCAGGAUCUACAACGGCGACGACUGCGUCUCCAUCGGCGCCGGAUGCUCCGACGUCCACGUCGAGAACAUCACAUGCGGCCAUGGCCACGGCAUCAGCAUCGGCAGCCUGGGCGUCCACAACACGCACGCCUGCGUGUCCAACAUCACGGUCCGGAACGCGAGGAUCCUCGACUCCGACAACGGCCUCCGGAUCAAGACGUGGCAGGGCGGCACCGGCGCGGUGACGGCGGUGGAGUUCGCCGGCGUGCAGAUGCAGAACGUGAAGAGCUGCAUCGUCAUCGACCAGUACUACUGCCUCGGCCACGGGUGCGCCAACCAGACCUCCGCGGUGCGCGUGGCCGGGGUCACGUACAGGGACAUCCACGGCACCUACAACCCGCAGGCCGGCGCGCCCAUCCGCCUCGCGUGCAGCGACGCCGUCGCCUGCACGGACAUCACCAUGUCCGGCGUCGAGCUGCUGCCGGCCGGCGGAGACGAGGGAGCGCUGCUCGCGGACCCUUACUGCUGGAACGCCUACGGAGUCAUGGAGACGCUCACGCUGCCACCAGUCUACUGCUUGCUGGAAGGCAGCCCGGAGUCUCUCCAAGACCCGCUCACGAGUUGCUGAGAUGAGAUGACAUUGUUCUCUUCACUAACAAGAUUUCUGUCAUCUGACAGUAAAUGCUAAUACACUCGACAUUCUACAUAUAUGACAAAUUACAAAUACGGAAACAAGGCGAAUUUCUCGAA